AUGGAUGCCGCUAUUCCGCGUUUAUAUAUUUUAUUAACGGGUAGAGAAACGAACACGAUUUUCAAUCCUGAAACUUGGGGAAAUAAUACUUUUAUUCUACAUGUUUUGUGCGAAGGACUUGAUCCUGGAAGCUCGUAUACCACACUCAGUGGCUAUACAAUACAUGAUCCUAAACCUAUGUUGACAAAGGCUGGCCCUUACCUUUCGAUCGUAGCAACUUUAAUUAGUGCAGGGCGACGACAAGUCCUGAACAAAUACACGAAAUUGAAAGAUCUCGUAGCUAUGAUGAAUGUUGUUCGUGGCCCUGUGCUUCGUGAAGUUCAGGCUUUUCUUGAAAAAAAUGAUCCUGCGCGGCAAUAUGGAGGAUUGCAACGUGUGGUUUUAAAUGAUGAUGGGCGUGUCUAG
Molecule: messenger RNA, 405 nt
Organism: Ambispora gerdemannii
Lineage: Eukaryota; Fungi; Glomeromycota; Glomeromycetes; Archaeosporales; Ambisporaceae
Source: the annotation of a GenBank genome assembly